This is a messenger RNA of Columba livia (rock pigeon), 7669 nucleotides long. RefSeq names its product carnitine palmitoyltransferase 1A (gene CPT1A). Gene Ontology annotation, biological process: carnitine metabolic process; fatty acid metabolic process. The transcript has 21 exons. NCBI's taxonomy places the organism in Eukaryota, Metazoa, Chordata, Aves, Columbiformes, Columbidae. The record is from RefSeq and is a predicted model, not a curated record. The coding region runs from base 459 to 2771 and encodes 770 amino acids. Gene Ontology annotation, cellular component: mitochondrion. Gene Ontology annotation, molecular function: carnitine O-palmitoyltransferase activity.
CCUCCUUGCGUGUCGUGCGCGCACGCUGUCCUACUGGCAGCUGGUGGGUGAGCGGGGGGGCAAUUCUGGCUCUCGCUGGGUGUGUAAGGGAGCAGUCGCCGUCUCGCUUCUUGCUUGUGCUGCUGCUCGCAUCAGUCCAGCUUUGCCUGCCCCACCUGAGCGCCGGUGAUCACUGUUUUCUCAGUAGGACCUACCCGACCCGGCGGUACUUACAGUCCACUUUUCCCGUUGGGACCUUCGUGCACUCUGGAUUACAGAGCUACAACUGGCUGUUUGCCAUUGCUGCAGUGUAAUGUCUAUUAGGAGCUAGCAGCACUGGAAUGAAUCUGCCUCUUGGUGUGUCCUAACCUGUUCAAGAUCCCAGCUGAGCUGAGCUUGCCAGACAGAAGACUUCUGUGUGACAAACAGAUCUCAAGGCCACUUUUAAGGAAGACAGCUCUUCAGAACUCUUUCUGAAAAUGGCAGAAGCUCAUCAAGCAGUAGCUUUUCAAUUUACAGUUACUCCAGAUGGGAUUGACCUGCGAAUGAGCCAUGAGGCACUCAAACAAAUUUACCUAUCUGGUGUCCAUUCAUGGAAGAAAAAGUUCAUCAGAUUCAAGAAUGGAAUUAUCACUGGCGUUUAUCCUGCUAGCCCAUCUAGCUGGCUUAUUGUAGUUGUGGGUGUGAUGUCAACAAUGUAUGCCAAAAUCGAUCCUUCUCUAGGAAUAAUAGCAAAAAUCAACCGAACACUUGAUACAACUGGCUGUAUGUCAAAUCAAACACAGAACAUCGUGAGUGGAAUACUUUUUGGCACAGGGCUUUGGGUUGCCCUUAUUGUCACAAUGCGCUACUCUCUAAAAAUGCUGCUUUCCUAUCAUGGUUGGAUGUUCGCUGAACAUGGCAAACUUUCUGCAGGCACGAGGGUUUGGAUGGCACUUGUAAAACUCUUCUCAGGACGAAAACCAAUGUUAUACAGUUUCCAGACAUCUUUACCACGAUUGCCUGUUCCAGCUGUUAAAGACACGGUCAAUAGGUAUCUAGAAUCUGUUCGGCCACUUAUGGAUGAUGGAGAGUUCAGAAGAAUGGAGGGUCUUGCCAAAGAUUUUGCAUUUAAUUUGGGACCAAGGCUUCAGUGGUAUUUGAAGCUAAAAUCCUGGUGGGCCACAAACUAUGUUAGUGAUUGGUGGGAAGAAUAUGUCUACCUUAGAGGACGUGGGCCAAUUAUGGUUAAUAGCAACUAUUUUGCAAUGGACUUCCUUUAUUUAUCUCCCACAACCCUGCAGGCAGCUAGAGCUGGUAAUGUUAUCCAUGCCAUUCUGCUUUAUCGGAAAAAACUGGACAGACAAGAAAUCAAGCCAAUUCUUCUGAUGGGAUCUACUGUUCCACUCUGCUCAGCUCAGUGGGAACGAAUGUUUAAUACUUCCCGUAUCCCAGGAGAGGAAUCAGAUACUCUUCAGCAUGUGAAAGACAGCAAACACAUAGUUGUGUAUCAUAAGGGCCGUUACUUCAAGGUGUGGCUGUACCAUGAUGGUAGACUGUUGAAACCCCGAGAAAUUGAACAGCAGAUGCAAAGAAUUCUUGAUGAUGAUUCAGAGCCUCAGACUGGUGAAAAGAAACUAGCAGCUCUUACUGCAGGAGAUAGAGUACCAUGGGCUAGAGCUCGACAGGCUUAUUUUAGCCAUGGAAAGAACAAACAGUCCUUAGAUGCUGUUGAAAAAGCAGCAUUUUUUGUGACAUUGGAUGACAUUGAGCAAGGGUACAGAAAAGAAGAUCCAGUGAGGUCGCUGGAUGCAUAUGCAAAAUCCUUAAUACACGGCAGAUGUUAUGACAGAUGGUUUGAUAAAACAUUCACUCUUAUAGUAUUCAAAAAUGGCAGAAUGGGUCUGAAUGCAGAGCACUCUUGGGCAGAUGCUCCUAUUGUUGGACACCUGUGGGAGAAUGUAAUGGCAACUGAGUAUCUUGAACUGGGCUAUUCAGAAGAUGGGCAUUGCAAAGGAGAUACCAAUCAAAAUAUUCCUAUUCCUACCAAACUACAGUGGGAAAUUCCAGAGGAAUGCCAAGAAGUGAUUGAGAGGUCUCUGAGCACUGCCAUAGCUCUGGCAGAUGAUGUGGACUUCCAUUCAUUUUUCUUUGAUGCUUUUGGGAAGGGACUAAUAAAGAAAGCAAAAACCAGCCCUGAUGGCUUUGUGCAACUUGCCCUGCAGCUUGCUCACUAUCGGGACAUGGGAAAAUUUUCUUUAACAUAUGAAGCCUCUAUGACACGCUUGUUCAGAGAAGGCAGGACCGAAACUGUUCGUUCGUGUACUGUUGAAUCAUGUAAUUUUGUUCGAACCAUGGAAGACCCAACUGAAAGUAAUGAAAAUAAGCUUAAGUUAUUUCAGCUCGCUGCUGCCAAACAUCAGCACUUAUAUCGUCUUGCCAUGACUGGUGCUGGCAUUGACCGCCAUCUGUUCUGCCUUUAUGUCGUGUCGAAGUACCUUGCUGUAGAUUCUCCUUUCCUUAAGGAAGUUUUGUCAGAGCCUUGGAGGCUGUCAACGAGUCAGACACCACAGCAACACAUUGAUCUAAAGAAGAACCCUGAGAUGUUAUCCUGUGGUGGAGGAUUUGGACCAGUGGCUGAUGAUGGUUAUGGUGUCUCUUAUAUUAUCUUGGAUGAAGAUUCCAUCCAUUUCCAUGUCUCCAGCAAAAUAUCAUGUUCUGACACGGAUUCUCAUCGUUUUGGAAAAAACAUCCAAAAAGCAAUGGUUGACAUCAUGGGUUUAUUUAAUCUUAGUAAAAACUGUACCAAGUGAUUUGCCUUUUGGUGCCAAGCAGUCUCCUGUUGUUGGGAUGAGAGCUCUUCUGAACAGUGAAUGUGAGAGCAAGGUUUGUCAAAACAGUAGCUGGCAAAGAAACUGUGUCAACAUCAUCUUCAUCACCUAUGAAAACUUUAGAAGUGUAUUAAAUGUUUCAUUAUUUUCUUUUCAAUAGUUUGGAAGAGUUUAUUUCCACAAAGGAUGACUUUAGAAAUCUUGUAUCUUUCUAGGGAUGAAAUACAGUAUAAUUGUAAGAAGUCAUGUAUAUUCUAACUCCUGCGGUUUUCUCUUAAUUUGUAUACACUUGCUCUUUUUUUUUUUUUUUACUUAAAAUUAAUCUACUUGUAUUCCAGAAUCAAAAGAAGAAAACAAAAUGUUUUUAACUCAAAUACUAGAAAAAGUUAGAUUUGCUGUGUAGUAAUAGCAGAAUGUUCUUCAAUGUAUCUGCUGCUUUAUGCAAUGAAUGACAAAACUUGUGGCUGUUUACCUUCAUUGGGUUUUGUUGUGGUUUUUUUUAAAAACUAUAAUUUCUGUAAAACACACACAAAAAAAUCCAUGAUAUAACCCACCUUGACAUACCAAGUUGUAGAAAUCUUUUGUUUUUUUUCAAACAAACAAACAUCAUAUAGUGCUGCAUCAGGUAGUAGAAUGUAGCAGGUAUUAAAAUUAGCAGGUAUCACAUUUUUUCUUACUACUUACAAGCAUGUUUGCUGCACCAAUGAUUUUAUUUCCAUAAAAAUAAACGGAGUGGUGUGCUUGUUCAUGCAAGUGCCUUAAAAAAAAGAUCCUAAACCCAGGAAAAAAGCUGAUGCUGGGAGUAGGUUUUACAUUGUCUUAGUGGCAAAGGAGGUGAAGUAGUAGUAAUGUAGAUGUAGUUUUCAAAUUACAAGUUAAGUUGAUGUGGCAUAAGUAGAUUUAAAUGUUGCCAUAUGGUAGUUAGGUGUAAAGCUAUAAUUAAAUGCUCCCAUCUUAAAAAGCGAAUAUCAGUCCCUAUGAAAUGCAGGAGUAAUUUUGUUUCACGGAGUCACAGAAUGUUAGGAAUUUGAAGGGACAUCAAAAUCUAGUCCAAUCCCCCUGCCAUAGCAGGAACACCUAGAUCAGGUUAGUCAGGAAUGUGUCCAGUCGGGUUUUGAAUAUCCCCAGAGGAGGAGACUCUACAACCUCCCUGGGCAGCCUUUUCCAGUGUUCUGUUACCCUCACUGUGAAGAAGUUUCUUCUUGUAUUUAGGUAGAACCUCCUAUGUCCCUGUUUGCACCCACUGCCCCUUGUCUUAUCACUGGUUGUCAGUGAGAAGAGCCUGGCUCCAUCCUUGUGACACUCACCCUUCACAUAUUUACAAACAUUAAUGAGGUCACCCCUCAGUCUCCUCUUUGCGAAUCUAAACAGAGGCAGCUCCCUCGGCCUUUCCUCAAAAGGGAGAUGCUUCACUCCCUUAAUCGUUUCUGUAGUUCUGUGCUGGACUCUCUCAAGCAGUUCCCUGUCCUUCUUGAACUGAGGGGCCCAGAACUGGACACAAUAUUCCAGAUGCGAUCUCACCAGCGCAGAAGAGAGGGGGAGGAGAACCUCUCUUGACCUACUAAUUGACCUUCUAAUACACCUCAGGAUGCCAUUGGCCUUCUUGGCCACAAGGACACAGUGCUGGCUCCUGGUCAUCCCGCUGUCCACCAGGACCCCAGGUCCUUUUCCCCUACACUGCUUUCCAACAGGUCAUUCCCCAUCUUAUACUGGAUCCUGGGGUUGUUUCUACCCAGAUGCAAUACUUUACACUUUCCCUUGUUAUAUUUCAUUAAUUUUUUCCCUGUCCAAAUCUCCAGCCUGUCUACGUUGCUGGAUGGCAGCACAGCCAUCUCGUGUGUCAGCCACUCCUCCCAGUUUGGUGUCAUCAGCAAACUUCCUGACAGUGCACUCUAUUCUCUCAUCAUGGAUGAGUGUAUUGAAUAGGACUGCUCCCAGUACUGACUCUUGAGGGACUCCACUAGAUACAGGCCUACAACUAGACGCUGCCCUGUUGACCACAACUCUCUGGCUACUUUCCUUCAGCGAGUUCACAGUCCACCUCACUACCUGAUAGUCCAGUUUAGUUGUGAGGAUGCUGUGGGAGACAGUGUCAGAUGCUUUACUGAAAUCAAGAUAGACACAUCUGCUGUUCUGCCAUCAUCUGUCCGCCUGGUUAUGUCUUCAUAAAAGGCUAUGAGGUUAGUUAUGCAUGACUUCCCCUUGGUGAAGCCAUGUUGAUUGUCCCUAAUGACCCUCUUAUCCUUGAUAUGCCUUGAGAUGGUGCCAAGGAUAAGUUGUUCUGUGACUUUUCUGGGGAUGGAGGUGAGGCUGACCAGCCUUUAGUUACCCGGGACCUCCUUCUUGCCCUUUUUGAAGACUGGAGUGACAUUUGCUUUCCUCCAGUCCUCAGCCACAUCUCUGUUUCCCACAACUUAGCAAAGACAAGGGAGAGUGGCCUAGCAAUGACUUCAGCCAGCUCCCUCAGCACCUGUGGGUGCAUCCCAUCAGGACCCAUGGAUUUAUGGAUGUCCAGGUUGCUUAAUUAGUCCCUUAACCCAGCCCUCAUCAACUGAGGCGAACUCCUCCAUUGUCCCAAAUUCCUCUGGGGCCUCAGGGGUAUAGGGCUCCUCAAGACAGCCUCCAGCAGUGUAGACAGUGACAAAGAAGGCAUUCAAUAACUCUACCUUCUCUGUAUCUUCUGUCAUUAGGGCACCCACCUCAUUCAUCAGUGGGUCUGCAUCGCCUGUAGUGUUAGUUUUAACUGCCAUGUAUUUGAAGAAGCUCUUUCUGUUGUCCUUGACCCCUCUCGCAAGUUUUAAUUCUAAGGAGGCCUUAGCUUUCCUAGUUGCCUCCCUACAUACUCUGACAACAGACUUAUAUUCUUCCCAAGUGGCCAGCCCCUCCUUCCAUGAUCUGUAAACUCUUCUCUUCCAUUUGAGUUUGCCCAGCAGUUCCAUGUUUAACCAAACAGGUCUCUGGGCUCCCUUCCUUGACUUCCUACAUGCUGGGAUGCUCUGAUCUUGAGCUUGGAAGAAGCAGUCCCUGAAUGCUAACCCCUUGUCUUGGGCCCCUUUACAUUGCCAUCCCUGACCACAUUCCAGUCACGUGAGCUGUCGCACCGUGUCUCUGUAAUUGCCACUAGUUCUCCUAACUGAACACAGGUUUCUAACUCCUCCUGCUUAUUCCCCAUGCUGUGUGCAUUGGUGUAUGGGCAUUUCAGGGAGCAAGAGUGCUGCCCCACAGCACCACCCCAUCCCCCUUCAAAUCUAGUGUAAAGCUCUGAAAUGAGCCUUGCUAAUUCCUGUUCCAACAUCCUUUUGCCCCUGUGAGAUAAACCCUUCCCAUGUAUAACUGUCUCGACCGGUAUCUUAGAAAACCAGCUGUUGUCAAAGAACCCAAAGCCCUGCCUGUAGUGCCAGUUUUGUAGCCAAUCAUUUAUGGACUGAAUUAUUCUACUCCAUCCCAUGUUGUCACCCAAAAAUGGAAGGAGGGAAAAGAAAAUAACUUGUGCCAUACUCUUUCGCCAACUGUCCCAAGGCCCUGAAGUCUUUCUUCAUUCCCCUCAGACUACAAGGUGCAGCUUCCUCCCCACCUGUCUGGAAGAUCAUCAGUUGGUAGUAGUCUGUUGAGUGCACCAGGCUGGGGAGUGCCCUGGUGAUAUCCCUUAUCUGGGCUCCAGGUAAACUACACAUUUCCCUAUGAUGAGAGUCAGCUCUGCAUAUUGGGCCCUCUGUCCCUCUCAGAAGUGAAUCGCCUACUACAAUUGCCCUUCUUUCUUAUUGGAGGCAGUCUUGAGGUGUGGAGUCAACUGCCUCUUCCUAUAUAACCUCACAGGUGGACCUUCAACCACAUCCUCACCUACCUCUUCUUCAAGAUCCAGGGCUGCAAACCUGUUACAGAGGGGCACCUGGGGAAGCAAAGCAGGUAGGGAGGGGGGUUACCUGUGACACCAAACUAGAACUUGCUUCAAACCCUCCUCAUCUUUUUGGUCCCCCACCUCUGCUUGACAGAGCGGGGGUCUAUCACCUUUUAGGGGUAUCUCCCUGGGGUCUUUCUGGUUGUCACGCCAGGAAGUUACUCCACCAGUCAAUCUCCUUCUCACAGUCCUUGAUGGUCCUCAGUCUCUCAACAUCCUCCUGAAGUUUCACCAUCAUGCCGAGCAGAUGUUCCACCUGUUCACACCUGCAGGUGGAAUGCCUGUCUCCCUCCCCUGGCAGGCUCUGGCACUCCCUGCAGCCUAGGUGUUAAAACACCCAUGCAUGUUGUUUGAGGUGGGAAACCACAAAGAUCCAAGAUAUAUACUUAAGUAAAUGCAUGCUUACAUAAAUGUAGGAACCCUCACAAGACUUGGCCAGAGCCACUCGUUCUUUGAUUAGGUACGGUGUGUGGGAAAGGACACUUUGAAAUAAGCCUUCCUGUGGCAGGCAGGCAUGGCAUUGAUCAAAUUACUGCAAUGAUUUUAUAGUGAUCUGUUCUUCUGGAGCUGCAGAAAUAAUGCACUGGUUUUUGUUUGUUUGCUUUGUUUUUUAAUUGACCACUGACCAAUCUCUGCUUGAAUUAACAUUACCUUGUAGGAUUUUCUUUAAGAAACCUUAAGUUUAGAUUUGACUCUCAGGAUUUAGAUGUUUCAAGUCUAAUUGUACUUAGUGCAGUUAUCAAUGCAAUUUACAUUCUUGGAGAGUAUAAUUGGCACAGAAAGCUGUUCUUUAUUGUAAAUGUUUUAAAAAUUUUGUGGUGUUAAAUGUAUUUUUUUUUUAAUUUGGGAUAGGUUAUAAUUCCUAAACAGACAAGAUUUUCUUUAAAAUGUCAGCAAUAUGUAAAUAAAUUCAUAUGCUUUUUGGAUGUAAAUCUUAACCUAUAUUUGCUGUGGAUUUUUAUUAAUAAAUAGUUAAUAUAAA